AUGCGGGCCGUCAAUUGCGCACUGCUGCUCCUAGCCGGCAGCCAGGCUGAAGACCAUUUUUUCGCCACCGACGCGACGACAGCGAUCCAGCGACUGCGCGCGGCAUUACCGCACGACGCGGCCGCCUGCACACGCGCGACGGCGCCGGACGCCCGCGUCGCCUGCGCCGAGCGCGCGUUUCUGGACCGCGCGGCGGGUUGGCUCGACUGGCACGCGGCGUUCCGGAGCGCUCCAUGCCCCAAUUUCUGCGCGACGUGCGCAAAAACGAGCUUCGCGUACCAGGGCCACCGGCGGUUCCGCAAGGGCUACGGCAACCACGUCUUCGCGUCGCUGCGCGCGCUGGUCGUGGCGAUCCAGCAAAACAAGAGCGCCGUGCUCGGGUUUGAUGAUGCGACGCGGGCGCUCAACACGCCUCAUUUGAGGUACGACGACGCGAGCGUCUGGACGCUCGACGCGCUCCGGCGCAAGUACGUCUUGUGCCGGUGCGCGCCGGCGGUACGUACCGACCGACCGCACCAGGCCCUCGCGCACCUGCCGGGCUUGGGAUUCGACGAGCGCCUGCCGCUCGCGGCCUCGGACCCGACGAAGGGCGCCGGUUUAGUGGACGUUUUGGGCUGGGCGGCGACGGGCCUCUCAUCUACACGCGUCGGCGGCGACGCAACGACGUGCGGCCGCCGCGUGGGCCACUCGGCGCUGCGGCCGGCCUUCGACGAGUUGGUGGGGGCGCCGAACGCGUUCGGGCUCCUCUUCUACGCGUUCUUCCGGCCCGCGGCGCCCAUCCGGGCCUACGUCGCCAAGGCGCUGGAGCGCAGAGCCUUCGACGUCGCCGUCCACGUCCGCAUCUCGGCGCGCGAGAACAAGACGCUCCCGCUCCAGCGCCGCGGCCGGCGCCGGCGACGCACGCCGCAGCGGCGCUUGCAAGAGACCGAAUUCGUGCGGCUCGAGGCCCAGCCCUGGUUCGAUGCUUUAGGUCGAGCGCAGCUGCCCCGGUUGUUGCUGGCGGCGGGACGUGUGUUGCGGGACGCGCCGCGGCUCGGGGUCUUCUCGGACCGGCCUCACAUAAGCCGCGCCCUCGCUGCGCGCCUGCCCGGCGCCGUGGCGCUGGAUUCCGAAGCCGACGCCCGAACUCUUGGCGACGGCGUCGCGGCGCUGACUUCCCAAGGCGACGGGCUCCGGCCUGCGGACUGGGGCGCGGCGCCGCGCUGGGCGGCGCUCGCGGACCUCUACCUCCUCUCAUCGGCGGGCACGGUGGCCUGCGCGGGCCCCUACGCGCCGUCGACCUUCUGCGAGCUCGCCGCGGCGCUGAGCGCUGUGCGCGUCGGGCUGAAGUCUCCUCGCACACGGACGGGGGCGCUCUGGCGGUCCGGCCGCAACGCGUCGCAGUUCCCCGCGCUGGUCUGGUGUCCCGCCGUGGCCCGCGAGGACUCCGACGAUGUGUCUCGAAGGCGGCGGCGGCGGUGGGCCGCGGCGCCGAGGUGCUGUGAGACGACGUUGCUCGGCUAAUAAUUUUGUGUGUGACAACAGUA
Messenger RNA from Pelagomonas calceolata, 1526 nucleotides. Lineage: Eukaryota; Pelagophyceae; Pelagomonadales; Pelagomonadaceae. The record is from the annotation of a GenBank genome assembly.